Molecule: messenger RNA, 1356 nt
Organism: Gryllus bimaculatus (two-spotted cricket)
Lineage: Eukaryota; Metazoa; Arthropoda; Insecta; Orthoptera; Gryllidae
Source: the annotation of a GenBank genome assembly
AUGGGGUCCGUCAACAUCAACUGCAACGUCAGCGAUGAUUUCUACCGCUACAAGAUGCCCCGUCUCAUCGCAAAGGUCGAGGGAAAGGGUAACGGCAUCAAGACUGUGAUCGCCAACAUGACAGACGUGGCCAAAGCCAUCAGCCGACCUGCCACCUACCCAAUUAAAUACUUCGGAUGCGAGUUGGGUGCCCAAACACAGUUGGACUUCAAAAACGACCGCUUCAUUGUGAACGGCUCUCAUGAUGCUGAGAAACUCCAGGGACUUCUUCAUGAAUUCAUCCAGAAAUUCGUGCUGUGUCCUAGCUGUGAAAACCCGGAGACUGUGCUCUCCGUGAACAAGAAGAAACAAGCCAUUAUCCAAGCAUGCCAAGCUUGUGGUUACAAUAGCCCUCUGAAGUUCAACCACAAACUCAACCCGUUCAUCAUCAAGAAUCCACCAAAGAUUACCACUUCUAUCCAUGGCGGUGGGAAGAGUGACAAUCGAGGCACUGGAAGAAAGAGAAGCAAGCAAGAAAAUAAUACCAAACCAGAGACAAGUGGAGAAACACGCAACUUUCGCAAGAUUAACAAGAAAGUCAAGGAAUGCGCAGAUAUCAACAAAGAAAGGCGGGGUGGGUCUGCAAAUUAUCGUCUUUCUGAGACGGAUGAUGACGACGAGGUAUGGUCGGUUGAUGUGAGUGAAGCUGCUGUGCGUGCCAGACUGCAAGACCUUAGUGAAAGUGCCAAGGGCUUGGUGAUCACCGAUCACCUUAAGAAGUUGGAGAAAGAAAAUCUCGAUGUCAUCUACGAGAUGGUAAAGCAUAAGCGUGAUGCUGGUGUCAUUGACUCGGCUGACAAGGAAAUCCUCGCUGAGGCUAAACGUCUUGCAGUGAAAUCGAAGGUUCCUCUCAUCCUAGCGGAACUUCUCUUUGAUCACAAUAUGCAUCAGCAGGUGAAGAAGCACCGUAUUUUGUUUCUACGCUUCACACAUAAAGAUCAAAAGGCGCAAAAAUUUCUGCUCGGAGGUAUUGAGCAAGUGAUUGCAUUGCAUAAGGACGCAUUGUUACCUAAGGUAUCGGGCAUUCUGAAGCUUUUCUACGAUGCAGAUAUCCUGGAGGAAAAGGUCCUGCUAGACUGGGCUGCAAAGGUGACCCAUAAGAACGUACCCAAAGAGCUGGCGCAAGAUAUUCACGCACGGGCCAAAACCUUCAUCACGUGGUUGCGUGAAGCGGAAGAAGAGAGUGACGGGAGUGAGGAAGAAGACUGCAACCGUGGGAGCGAGAAUGUUGACCGUGCUAAUGGAAAACCGUUGAAUGAACUGAAGAACCUGCCUACCAUGAAGCCAGCCGAAGACCUAGACAUUGAUGCAAUCUAA